AUGGAGGUGGACAAGCGCCAGCUGUCCCCCGGCCGACACUCGGGACCCACUGCAAAGGACGUGGCCUGGGAGCCAGGCGUGGGCAACCUCUCCGAGGGCCAGCCCCAUGGGUCCCGCAGACGCACAGGGAGCGAGGAGGGCAGUCGGAGCAGGCACUCAGCACCCCCCAGGAAGCAGGUCCUGCCCCUAGAGCCACCUGCACCUGGAGCCCAUGCCUCCCCAAGCCCCUCGGCUGUGAGGUGGGCGAAGUUCAGCUAUGCCGGCUUCUAUCCCCAGCUGCGCUACCAAGUGGGGAACACCUAUGGGCGCACCACAGCGCAGCUGCUCACAGACCCCAGCGUGAGGAAGAGCCCCUGCUCGGUGUUGUCCCCCAUAUCCAAGCCCAAGUUCAUCGAGGACUUCAGCAAGUCCAAGCCACCUUUGAUCCCCUGCCGCGACCUGACUGAGCCCUACAUCCCCCACUACACCGGUCUGAAGCCCUACAAGAACUUUGAGAUCCUGGGCCGGUUCCCACCCCAGGAGGUGCCGUCAGGGGCAGAGAACGUAUCCAGGCAGGUCCUGCGGCCUGCAGGCUUCAUGCCCUACCCCCCUUACCCUCCAUGCCCACCAGGCAGGAAGGGGGACUCCAGAGACUUUGGACACCCAGGGCUGCGGCUGGCAUACGGUGAGGAAGGCUGGAAGAGCACCACCCCUGUCCACGAGGCCCCUGAGCGGGCCCAGCUAUACCACUGCAGGAGGGAUGAACACCCACCCCCAGCCCACCAGCAGGAGACAUUAGAUGUGGGCAGGUUUCACAGGCUGCCCCAGCUGGACCACCCCAACCUGAUCCAACGCAAAGCCAUCUCAGGCUAUGCUGGCUUUGUCCCUCGGUUUGCCUGGGUGAUGGGGGUGAAUUACUGCGAUGGUGUCACACAGGCUAUGGACGAGUUUGACAAGAAUCAGUUCCUGAUCAAAAAUCCCAUCUGUGCCCUGGGUGAAAGGCUGCCCAGAACACACUGGCCCAGCAACACCAUCUAUAACAGCAAGGGCCUGAUACCCUUCUACAUGGGGUUUAUACCAUCCAUGCAAGACAACUACGCAAUGACGUUUGGCAACAGCACCCGCAAAGCCUAUCAGAAGGAACUGGAGAGGCGAGACCAGACACUAUGA
Messenger RNA from Puma concolor (puma), 1149 nucleotides. It is a transcript of the gene CIMIP2A, whose product is annotated as ciliary microtubule inner protein 2A. NCBI's taxonomy places the organism in Eukaryota, Metazoa, Chordata, Mammalia, Carnivora, Felidae. Gene Ontology annotation, cellular component: nucleus. The record is from RefSeq and is a predicted model, not a curated record.